UUGGCAGGGACGCUGUCACUUUCUGGUAAAGUUUUUGGGCUAGUCACUGUAGAAUUAACAUCAGACAAAAACCGACGAUUCUAGGCAGUCAUGGGUGGGUUGACGCAGGGCGCCUGACUUAACACACAGGAAAGGCAUGUUACAGAAGUUUGAGAAAAGACAUUAACCUCCCGUAGUAAGGUUUCAUAAGUAAAGCAUAGCAUGGUCAUGUGGUUAUUUGUCGGAUACUAACCCCCUCCAAAAACUGUCUGUGGUUCAGAAGAUAAUUAUAGGUGGUCAACUGUUUUUUUCAAUAAGCGGGAACUAGAAGGGGGAGCUUGUUUGGGUAGAAACGAGAUUGAAAGUGGAAAAUCUGAGAUUCGUUUGAAACGGUGAGAAGAGUCCCACUUAAGCCUGCGGUAACAACUUUUAACGGGAUUGCUUCACGUGGGCUGGGGCAACAAAGUUGUACGUAGACGUGAGACCUGGACAUUCGUAAAUUAGGUUUGUUUAUGGACAUUUGAGCAAAGUUAUAAUUUAAAAAUAAUACGGAGAUAAUAUUUUUCUCGUUCCUACCUGUUGAGCUAGUUGAUUUUAUCCAGCCAGUCGGACUUAAAGCAAGGCUAACUGAUUUGUUUCUCGUACCUGGUUGGCAUGUUGCUGUGCUCACAGGAAUUUGCGAUUUUCCCAUUUUAAAGCAAUGUAGGUAGAUAUACCUCUCAACUUGCAGCUAAGUACGAAUGUGGUAGCACCCGUCCCGAUACGAAAAACAACAAUAAAGAUCACGCUAGAGUUAAAUAAUGCGUAUCAGAUCGGCAGAACUGCAAACACAUUAAGUUGUCAUGAAGCUGGAUUCCUGAAUUCAGACGUUUUUGUUUAGUCAGUCUAAAGCAAGCCCCCUCCUCUUCAUAAUCCACGUGGACUAAGUUUUCCAUCAGGAUGUUCACUGCAGUUUGUUGUAAGGUACACCCCCAUUUUUCGAGUCCGUAGUUUGUAAGGUGACUGUGGGGUCCUCACCUGCUAUCAAGCGGAUGUAGUUCUCUUCUCCGACCAAAAAUAAGCUUUUAAUUCUUGAUCAGUAAAAUUAAGAUGAAGUUUAUGGAUUGAACCCUGACUGCUACAUGUAGAAUACGUGAGAGUGUAAUAAGUGCUCCACUUCUGGAGAGACUGAGACAAAUUCUACUACUUCAUUUUCCAUGGGACAUUAUUGAUUUUUUUUUUGUGUGUGUUCUCGGAAGGUGUGGAAACAGCCCCAUCCCGAGUAUCACUGCUAGAAAAUGGAACUUGAGGUGGCGUGUGGAUUUUUUUACUGGCUGCUGUUACCCCUUUCUCUCCUGUCUGCUUGCCUGUUUAGGUACACUGCCUUUUCAUUAGUAUAUCUUCUGUUCCUGCUGCUAUUACCAUGGUUCUGGGGUCCCAAUGAACGCAGCAUACAGAGUCACACUGGCCGUUUAAUCCAAGCACUCCUGGCAAUUAGCAUUAUAUUUGUUUGCGCACACAUAGCAUUCCAGACGUGUCUCUAUGUAGUGCCAGAGUUUGAUGCAAUCUUAGGAUACAACUGCAGUACAUGGGAAAUACUAUCAAGACAUAUAGGUGUCAUAAGGUUGGACCUGGAUGAUAUUCCCAACAGUGCACGAUAUGUUGCUCCGGAUCUUGGUAUCUUCCUUUUAUCUACUAUUACACUAGCACUUUGUAACAAACUGAAAGUGAAGAAGACUGUAAAAGGGUCUGGAACAGAAGAACUCCUUGUACAGGAAGGUGAUGAUGAUGGAGACCCACCAGAGAGUGAAGAUCUAAAUGAUGAAGAUGUAGAAUAUCCUGAAGGGGAAGAGCCAUACAAGAAGCCAAGCAGAUUCACUGCAAGGAUGGCUAAGCUGCGGACAGUUGCUCAAAAAUUGUUAAAGGCCAUGGGGAAGACCUUAGCUAUAGUGCUGCUGGCACUUGCAGGAAUCACUGUCCCAUCAGCCUUUUCUGGGGUUUAUUUCAUCCUGUUUAUUGGGAUUUGCACAUGGUGGGCUUGCCACUUACCAUUAAGCCACAUUGGCUUUAAUACCAUCUGCGUCAUGGUGAGCUUCUUUGCAGCAGGCCACUUGAUUUGUCUUUAUGUCUAUCAGACACUGUAUGGUCAAGAAGUCUUUCCGUCAGACAGCUUAUGGGCCAGGUUGUUCGGCUUAAAGGAGAUCAUUAUAAUUCCAAGUAACUGUACAAAGGCCAAUAAACUAAUUCUAAAUGAGAACCAUGAAUGGCCAGUGUACGUGAACCCUGGUAUUCUGCUGCUGCUGUAUUUCACUGUGACAUCUUUGCUGAAAAUGAGGAAUUCUGAUUCUAGUGAAAGUAUUAAGAAACUGGAUGCUACAUCACCAUAUGAACCUGCUGCCUCCAGUAGCAAUGGAAAGGAGGAAGUGGAACUGUCGGCCCUGGAAGGCAGCACCAGGAAAGGAUGCACCGAUGGAGAUGAGACUAAGUCAAUGCUGUCUUCACCCAUUGAGAUCCAGGAAGAUGGAACAGAUGACUGCAAUGUCCACGUCACUAAUGGAUCUUCUCAUAAAGAUACAGCAGAACUUGAGACCAAGGAUCCUGCAGGCAGCACACAGACAUCUCCAUUGCAAAUGUUGGGUCAUGUCAUCUUAAAGCAGAGCUACAUUUGUGUGCUGAUUACAAUGAUGGUAUGGAGUAUCACCUAUCACAGCUGGCUGACAUUUGUUCUGCUUCUUUGGUCCUGCCUCAUUUGGAUCCUGCGGAAUCGACGGACAUUUGCCUUGCUGUGUUCUCCAUUCAUCCUUCUAUACGGGAUCUCUCUCUGCUGCUUGCAAUAUGUUUGGGGAAUGGACCUGGAACCAGAGCUCCCUGUGAGACUAGGUUUCAUGAGCCUGCAGCAAUUAGGUCUUCUUCAUAGACCUUACCCUUGUCUCCACCUUGGUGCCAUGGUAAUAUACAGUACAUUUUUCAUUCUAGCAGUUCAAUACAACUUAAGUUUCAUUUCCAGUGGUAUCCUUCAGCAGGCAGAGCAGUUGGAAGAUCUUGGACUAGAACAAUUCAGUGUGUCUGAGCUUUUCACCAGCAUUCUGAUUCCAGGUUUCUUCCUGUUAGCCUGUAUUCUGCAGCUGCAUUACUUUCACAGACGGUUUAUGAAGAUAACAGAUUUGGAGGUGCAACAAUUUAAAGAUAGGCAUCAGUCACGCAGAAAAGCAAGGGUUCAUGAAAGUCAGUGUGAGAGAUCAGCAAGCAUUACUGAAAUAGAAGAUGACGAAGUGUUACGUGAAGUAUCUGAGCUAGAAGCUGUUGAUUCUGAAGAUGAAGCAGUCCCUAGCAAGUGGGGUUUGGUUGUGGACAGACUCCUGGUUCUACUGAAAAAGUUCUUUGCGGCCCUUAACAUCAUCGAGACGUUCCUGUGGCGGCUAUUAGAACUGCAUGUUGUCAAGCUGGUAGCCAUCUGUGCCGUCUGGGUGGCCUUGCUGGAGGUUUCUGUCAUGAAUUUUGUGCUAGUGGUACUCUGGGCAUUUGCCAUGCCAUGUUUCCGGUUCCGUCCAAUAGCAUCUUGCCUGUCUACUGUCUGGUGCUGCAUCAUGAUUGUUUGCAAAAUGUUGUAUCAGCUGAAAAUUGUUGACCCAUUUGAGUAUUCGAGCAACUGCACAAAACCUAAUAGUACCAACCUACGAAUAAAUGAAAUCGAUAAUUCUACCCUGUACAAGCAGCCCGUGGACCCUGCCAACUGGUUUGGAUUCAGGAAGGGUUUUCCCAUUUUAGGUUAUAUGCAGAAUCAUCUUUUAGUGCUACUGCUGUUGGCUUUUGAGGUAACAGUUUACCGCCAUCAAGAACAUUACCGCAGAAGUCACAGGCUUGUGCCACCAGCAACACAAACCAUUUUUGAAGAUGUUUCCCGAGAAAAGAUGGAUCAAGGAGUUGUAAUUUGUGCCAAGUACUUGAUCAACUACUUUUUCUACAAAUUUGGGCUAGAGGUUUGUUUCCUAAUGACAGUGAAUGUAAUUGGACAAAGGAUGAAUUUCAUGGUGAUCUUCCAUGGCUGUUGGCUAAUGGUGAUCAUGUUACGACGGAGGCGAGAAGCUAUUGCAAAAUUGUGGCCCAAGUACUGCUGCUUUUUAGUAUUCUUCCUACUUUAUCAGUACCUGCUAUGUGUGGGGAUUCCUCCUGCACUGUGCAUUGAUUAUCCCUGGAGAUGGGAGAGUUUCUUUAUGCCUAUCAACUCAGCUUUGAUUAAAUGGAUGUACUUUCCUGACUACUUCAUCCCACCUAAUUCUAGGAACUUGAUGAGUGAUUUCCUUUUGCUGCUGUGCGUGUCACAGCAGUGGAAGGUGUUUGCAGAUGAAAAGAAAGAAGAAUGGAUUCAGCUGGCUGGAGAGAAUCGAGAUGGACCUGAUAAACUGAAAGAAAAAGGAGGAAAUCCAGUGCCAAAUUUUGUCAAUUGCAGAUCUUACUUGGACAUGCUCAAAGUGGUGGUGUUCCGUUAUCAGUUCUGGUUUGUGCUGGCAGUGAUCUUUAUUACUGGAGCUACUCGGAUCAGCAUGUUUGGCUUGGGGUACCUGCUGGCUUGCUUUUACCUAUUGCUGUUUGGGAAUUCUCUCCUGCAGAAGCCAGUGAGGACUAAACUUCUUUGGUGGGACAGCCUUAUUCUUUUUAAUGUCACUGUCGUCAUCUCAAAGAAUGUGCUAUCACUUCUUGCCUGUGUAUUUGUGGAACAGAUGCAGACCUCAUAUUGCUGGGCCAUCCAGUUGUUCAGUUUGGUAUGCACAGUAAAAGGAUACUACAGUCCAAUUGAUUUAAAUAGAAACAAGGAGUGUCUGCUGCCUGUGGAAGAAGCAGGAAUCAUCUGGGAUAGCAUCUGUUUCUUCUUCCUGCUUCUUCAGCGGAGAGUCUUCCUUAGCUACUACUUCCUACAUGUUGUUGCUGAUCUAAAGGCAUCAUCCCUCCAAGCUUCAAGGGGAUUUGAAUUGUUUAAGGCAAGCAAUGUGAAGGACAUGCAGUAUCGCAAAGAGGAAGAGAAGAAAUCUUUAGAACAACUGAAACGACAAAUGAAACAGAUACGAGCAAAGCAGCAGAAGUACCAUGAUGGAAGGCUCGAUUCUAAAGGAGCAGAAGAGGAGGAACCAAUAGAGAAGGGUGAGCAGAAAAGGACUCCACAGACGAAAAAGACAUGGUGGCGUCCAUGGUUAGACCAUGCCACAGUGAUUCAUGCAGGUGAAUACUAUCUGUUUGAGUCGGACUCCGAAGAAGAAGCGGAGACUCUAGCUGAGGAGCAGAAGACACCAAGGCAAAGUGCCUUCCAGCUUGCAUAUGAGGCCUGGGUAACAAAUGCAAAGUCUGCACUACGCCAGAGACGGGAGCAUCAAAAGCAGCUGCAGAAGAUAGCCAAGGAUCAACAGAAAACAGAGGAGGAGCAGCAUUUACUAGGUGAGGGAGAAAGCAAAGAAUCCUUGGAAGUGCUCUCCGAUGAAGCAGAACAUGAACCAGAAAAAAACAAUGUUGUGCAGCGAAUUCUGGACAUCCUCAAGUUCUUAUUUGUCUUGUUUCUGGCCAUGGUGGAUGGACUUACACAGUGGCUCAAUGCCCUUACAAAACAUUAUGUUGAUACCUCUGCUGUUCUUUGGAUAGAACGAUAUGUACUGACACAAACAAUUUCUCAGGGACAGAAACUACACAGAGGGAUCCUGGAUGACCUUUACAGCAAGGACAGUCCUACAGCAGAACUUCCAUCUGAAGCUACUGCAUUGGAUGAGUCUGGCAUGGACAAAGGAGCCCCAUCACAAACCAGCAUAACAUCAAGUGAUGGUGAAGAGCCAUUUAGCAACACAGAACCGACCACCUCUCUGACCACAGGUUAUGACUCGCACACCAACAGUGAAGAACACAUCAUGGACCUUCAGUGUGAUGAGGAAGUAGAGUUUGAUAAGGAGUCAUUGCAGCAGCUGGCUCACCCUACAAACAGCACCAGGACAGCCAGUGAGCUGCUAGCAAGCAGAAUUGUCUUCGUUGAUGAACUGGAAGAGUCGGAGAAGUUUUAUCAGAACCAGAACCGCUUCCUCAAGUUGCUGUUUGCUGUCUAUCACCUGGUAGCUGCACAUUCGGAUCUAGUGUGCUAUUUCAUCAUUGUUCUCAACAACAUGGUGACAGCUUCGGUAAUUUCUGUGGUCCUCCCAAUCCUCAUCUUUCUUUGGGCCAUGCUUUCCAUUCCCCGUCCAAGUAAACGUUUCUGGAUGACCGCCAUUGUCUACACAGAGGUGAUGAUUAUCUUGAAGUACCUCUUUCAGUUUGGAUUUUUUCCUUGGAAUAGCAGUGUUAUGUCCAUCACAAAUGAUGGAAAACCCUACUUCCCACCUCGUAUUCUGGGAUUGGAAAAGAUGGACAACUACAUCAAAUAUGACCUGAUUCAGCUGAUGAUUCUGUUUUUCCAUCGCUCUCUUCUCCGGAGAUAUGGUUUAUGGGAUGAUGAGGAAGAUAUUGCAAAGAAAAAGAAGAAGCAAGAAAAGGCAAAGAUGAAAGCUUUGGAAAGAGAGGAGACUUCUUAUCCAGAAGCAGCCAAAGACAAUACUGAAGGAGAUAUGGCACAUGAAACUGACCUUUUAAUGCAGGAUGCCGCUGUCACAUCAGCUUCUGAAACGAAAGGAGUACGCCAAAGGUUCAGAAGAAAGAAAAAGGAUGCUGGAGCCCCUGCCUCUGAUAAAUCAGUGAAAAAUGAAAAUCGAAAAGAAAGAGCUACAAAGCAGCUGAAAGCUAUACAAGAAAAGACAAAGAGCAUUUUUCUGACUGUGUUUCAGAAUGUUUACCGGCCAAUCCAUCGCUUCUUCCAAGAUAUGCUGAACACAAAAAACAGAGCUGCCACUGAUGUUUAUGCACCAAUGUUCUUAGCCGAUGUGGUAGACUUUGUUAUCAUCGUUUUUGGGUUUUGGGCUUUUGGGAAAUAUUCAGCUGCUACAGAUAUUGCAUCCAGUUUGUCAGAAAACCAAGUUCCAGAAGCCUUUCUGGUAAUGCUGCUAAUCCAGUUUUCCACCAUGGUGAUUGACCGAGCUCUUUAUCUCCACAAAACUGUAUUUGGCAAACUCGUCUUUCAGGUCAUCCUUGUUAUUGGAAUCCAUAUCUGGAUGUUUUUCAUUCUGCCAGCAGUCACUGAGAGGAUGUUUAGUCGGAAUACAGUAGCCCAACUUUGGUAUUUUGUAAAAUGCAUCUACUUUGCUUUGUCUGCCUAUCAGAUCCGCUGUGGCUAUCCAACACGAGUUCUGGGCAACUUUCUGACCAAAAAGUACAACCACUUAAAUCUCUUCUUGUUUCAGGGAUUUCGCCUGGUGCCUUUCCUAGUGGAGCUACGUGCUGUGAUGGACUGGGUUUGUACAGAUACCACCCUCUCUCUCUCCAAUUGGAUGUGUGUGGAAGAUAUCUAUGCCAAUAUCUUCAUAAUCAAGUGCAGCCGGGAGACUGAGAAGAAAUACCCACAACCUAAGGGUCAGAAGAAGAAGAAAAUUGUUAAAUAUGGCAUGGGUGGCCUCAUCAUCCUGUUCCUUGUGGGCAUCAUAUGGUUUCCUCUUCUCUUCAUGUCAUUAGUGCGGUCAGUGGUUGGUGUUGUGAAUCACCCAAUUGAUGUUACUGUUUCUCUCAAGUUAGGAGGCUAUGAGCCCCUCUUCACCAUGAGUGCACAACAACAGUCGAUUAAACCCUUCACUGAAACAGAUUAUGAGAAACUGACAAAAGAGUUUCAGACUAAUCCUAGUGCAAUGCAAUUCAUUACACUAUACAGUUAUGAGGACAUUGCUAUUGCUGAGAUAGAAGGAAGCUCUGGAUCACUAUGGAGUAUCAGUCCACCCAGUCGAGAGCAGAUGAUAAAGGAGUUAAAGAACAGCACAGCUAACAUGACACUUCGUUUCACUUGGAAGUUUCAGAGAAAUUUGGCUUUAGGAGGAACUGUGGAAUAUACCUCUGAGAAGUACAACAUUGAGUUGGAAGCAGGAGACAGUGCACGCACAGGGCUGGCAGACCUUCUGUUGGGAACCUACAAAGGCAGUGUAGUGAUACCACAUCUGUUUCCAAAAUACAUUCGUGCACCUAAUGCAGCUGAAGCCAAUCCCAUCAACCCACUACACCCAGAAAAUGAGAAGAGCUACCUGAGUGUUACAGCUGACCUUAUGAGAAAAAAUACUGGAGAAGGAAAUACAACCAGUGGCGUCAUUCUGGAGUGGUGGGUCAUGAAGGUAAACGGUUGCCAAGCUGAAGAAUGUAACAUACUGCCAAUGGUUAUCUUUAGUGACAAAGUUAGCCCACCAAGCCUUGGAUUCCUGGCUGGUUAUGGGAUCAUGGGUCUGUAUGUGUCAAUUGUGCUGGUAAUUGGGAAGUUUGUGCGUGGUUUCUUCAGUGAAAUAUCCCAUUCCAUCAUGUUUGAGGAGCUGCCAUGUGUUGACCGUAUCCUGAAGCUGUGCAAAGACAUCUUCCUAGUACGUGAGAGGGGCGAACUGGAGUUGGAGGAAGAACUUUAUGCCAAACUGAUCUUCUUGUACCGAUCACCUGAGACCAUGAUAAAGUGGACAAGAGAAAAGGAGUAGCCAGAAGCUAAGUGGGAAGCAUUUGUUUCUCAGGCUGGCAGAGGCUAGAUGCCACUAUUUGAGAAGAAUUGGAGACUUUUACCUCGGACCCUACAAAUGUGCUGAAGAUGUAACAAUUAUUGCUAAGGAGAUUUAAUUAUGAUAAAUAUUACGUCUGUAUUUAGAACAAAUUAAGUUACUGUUAGCUAGGACUUCAGUAGUAGCCAGGAGCUACAGACAGUCCUGGUGUUCUGGUGCAGGUUUCAUGCUCUUAUCUGUAUGACAGUUACAUUUUUUUACUGACCCGUUGUGGGGUGUUCUUAUAACGAGUUGAAAUCUCACUAGUAUCAUUCAUAUGUUGGACAGAUUCUGUUGGACGGUGCAAAGCAGCUUUACAUUUUAGGUUGCAUUUUUUAUAACUGUAUGUUUCUGCAACCUAGUUUUUAUUUUUUUCUAUUUUUUUAUUGACAGUGAAAGUGGUGUGGUGUAUUUUUCAGUGAAACACACCGAUCUCUGUGACAAGUCUCAUCCAGUAGACCCUUAAUAUUCAUUUUGAACAUUUCUGCAAAAGGCCGAUCUUUUAAAGCAGUGUUCAACGUGGGCAGUCAUACCAAGUGCAUCCCUUUGCCAUCAAUAAGGGAAUACACUUUGGGAUGUUUUGCCAAAUUCCUGUCAUUUAUUUUCAGUCAUUUCUCAUAUUCAGAUCUGGUACAGAUAUAUAUUUUUUUUGCAUUAUCCUGUUUAGUAGUUAUCCAGAAUUAUUUCUGUAGAAAAAUAUUUGCUACUCUUCAGAAAGUAUAGUUGUGUUAGGGAAAACUUGCCCAAGACAGACACCUUGUGCCUGUCCUAAUAACAUCACUGAGGCCUUCAUCUUCAUUGUCUAAAGUCUCUGUCCCCCAAACCUGGCCUUCACUGUGCCAGUCAAAGUUCUUGGCUCUUGUAUUGUAGUAAACCAGAUGGCAGAACAUCAGUUAAAGGUAAUCUGGUUUCUUUACCUAGGGCUUCAGGUCAGUGUGCUCUUCUGUUAGUCAUUCACUAUGAAUAUUUGACCCUGUGUUUCUGUGAAGGUUAUAAGUUGUUGUCUUCUAUAUUCAGAGUUUCAGUGAUGUCUUCAUCGAUAAACACUUCCCCCAACUGAUGUCUAACAAAUUGAUGUCUAUGUCCCAAGCUUGCCCGAGCUUCCAGAGAUAAUCUUAACUGGGCACCUAUCACAGAGGAAGGUGGUUUACAUGGAGACAUUUCCAGUGCUGCUAGGUUCAUCUGAUUAAAAUGUUCCUAUGAAGAGGUAUCUAAAGAGAAUGAAGGAUAGAGAGGGCUUUAGCAGUUUUGUUCCAUCAUGAAACCUUCUUUAGAGUUCCAGUCCUCAGGGAAUGUCCUUUUCCACAGCCAGAUAACUUCCCCCUUGACUUGCUCAAGUCUGCAGGUGUAUUUGAUGGAGUUUACAGACUUUGUGCAUGAUAAAGGUCUAAGCAGACUGCUUCAUUGUUUAGGCCUGACUGAACUUCAUUCUAGGGUAGUCAUUGCCAUGCUUAAAAUCUUCAAGAGAACCUAGAUGAUUGGCUGGAAGACAGAAGAAAGAGUGAUUUUCUCAAAUCAGACAAGAAGCACAUUUCUCCACUGGUUUCUGCUUUUUGGCCAGACACGUUUUGAUCAUUUCAGCAAUUCCAGCAGUGGCCUAGGAGAAGCAAAAGUGUGAACUUCUUAAAAGGGAAUCCAGGAAGGUUGUUUACUAUGGGAAGAAGGUUUGCUGUGCUUUUACAAUGGGGGAGAUAAAUUCAGCAAAUCUACAAGGCCAAAUGACCAGGUACAUCUCCCUUAUUCUUAAAUACUUCAAAACUUUGUCUGAAUUUCUGAGGAGAGUUACAUUAAGUACACACUAUUCAAAGCCUUGUCACACCCGUUAGCUGUAUCAGUGCUGUCUGCAGUGUGAUGGAUGAUUAGGCUUGCUUUGCUGUUAUGCAACUUUUACUGUUGAUAGUUGGUACCUUUUCUUCAUUUUAGAGCAAAGGUUUUUUUCUAGGAUUCUCUGUCUUAGAGUUAGAUAUUCUUGUUAAAGUUGAGGCAAGUCUUUUUUUUUUUUUUGAGAUUGUAGGAAAAGGAUAAAGCAUUAAGCUUUAAAAAUGCCAUUUGUAAAGGCUUCUUUACCAAAACGCUACAAGAGCAUACGGAUAAGCUGAUACUGAAGGGUCUUCUUCCUACAGCGGAAAAAAGAUCAACAAGAAAGAGUCUAAGAAAGAGGAUAAGAAGUUAGAGGAGGCAAGGCCCAGUUGUAGGCUGCCUUCUCUUAAAAUUCCCCAGGUCAGAGGACCCUCCGGUCAAAAUUGUUCAGGUUUCCCUUUCCAACCUUAAGACUUUUCCAUUAGUGUGGGGUGUGACACCCAUUUGGAGGUGGAUGUCAUGCUGGACUGCUCCCUGAGAUGGAGACUCAACAGUUUUUCCUCAGAGAAUGAGUUGUCUAAAUAUCUGGGUUCCCAUCCUCCUGCUCUGUUACUAAGGUCAACCAGGGUCAAGUUGAAGUGUUUUACAUAUAUAUUUAUAUACUGGGACUAGAUGAUGCAAGUUAUGGUCAAGCUCAGCUUGAGCUGUUUGACCUCUCAUCACUCUCUGUAUCGAGGUGGACAGGAAGGACCAAUCCAAUCCACUUCGCAUGCUCCUUCUGUAGGCCUAGUUUUGGAGCCAGAAGUUUCAGAGUGGAAAGUAUUAUUGAUGUCUUCUGUUUCAGCUCUGAGUGGUUUUAUAUACAUUGGUACUAGUCCCUUUGGUCCCAGCAGUCUCAUCACUGAUUUCAUGUAGAGAACGACUGAGCACCUUGGGCUUGACAUUGAGACUUUGGUGCCAGAAGCAGCUGCGAUAUCCUGAGGAUCAUUCUCUGUUGGAGUCUCUGGCAUUUGACCCACUGAAACUACACUUGGAACUGGUUGUAUUGGUACCAAGUGUCAUCAGGUCCAUACCUAUGGUGCUGACAGGGUUUACAUUAGUAUGUGGUACAGCACCCAUGACCUUAAUAGUGAUGGGCUUUCAUGUCUGCUUUCCAGCCCUUGGAGUGGAUCACUGGGCAGCAGCCCACUAUGUUCAUGGUUACUGGAGGUGUGCCCUCUACCUGGGCUUUACCUUGUUGCUUCCUUUACCUCAGAACCUUGUACCUGGAAUCCAUGUCCCAGAGAAAGAGUUCCAAAAGGCCCAUGUAGACCCAACUUGUCAGGUGAAGACUUUUUUGCCAAACACUUAGACAUUUCCACUCUGACUGUUCUUAGGAGGAGUAGGUGCAAAAGGAGGCUAAUGGCUCCUCCAUCAGAGUCCCCUACCCCACAUAUGAAUCUCAGUAAGGGAAAGGGUUUCUAGAAUCCGCUCAAGAGAAUUCCAGAUUUGGGGAAUCAUAGUCUUGAUGAGGCAGAGAGAAUGUUGGACCAUAGACUCCUGUCCCUUGUUGAGGUGUUCAUACAGAAGGUCUUUUGGAUGACCCCUCCCAUAUCUUGGAUGGUCCUUCCAGUAAAUUGCAAGGUAGAAUUGGUCAUGUCAAAGGCUUAGCAGGAACUGGAUAUGGCUGAGCCUGUAACCAAGACACUGGGUAAGAUCCUCUAGCCCCUCAAUAAUAGACUUCAUUGGAGUAGACCCCCCCCCCCCCACC
Molecule: messenger RNA, 12132 nt
Organism: Protopterus annectens (West African lungfish)
Lineage: Eukaryota; Metazoa; Chordata; Ceratodontiformes; Protopteridae
Gene: PIEZO1
Product: piezo type mechanosensitive ion channel component 1
Exons: 49
Coding region: 1257-8525 (2422 amino acids)
Biological process (GO): detection of mechanical stimulus; cellular response to mechanical stimulus; regulation of membrane potential
Cellular component (GO): endoplasmic reticulum; plasma membrane
Molecular function (GO): monoatomic cation channel activity; mechanosensitive monoatomic ion channel activity
Source: RefSeq, a predicted model, not a curated record